Molecule: messenger RNA, 697 nt
Organism: Carica papaya (papaya)
Lineage: Eukaryota; Viridiplantae; Streptophyta; Magnoliopsida; Brassicales; Caricaceae
Source: RefSeq, a predicted model, not a curated record
ACAGGGAGAAGGUUUUUGCUAUAUAGGUGUUAAGGUCUAUGCUGCGGGACUAUAUAUUAAUGAAUCCAUCUUAUGUGGGUUGAAUUCUGGAAGGGCCUCUCAGCAUCUGAGAUUCAGAAGGAUUCAUCCCUUUUCAAGUCUAUUUUUCAGGUUCCUCUUGAGAAAUCAUUGCAGAUCACCCUGGUACGAGACGUUGAUGGUAAAACUUUUUGGGAUGCUUUAGAUGGAGCCAUCUCCCCAAGAAUCAAAUCCUCUACACCCAUCGAUGAAUCUGCUUUAUCCAAAGUCCGUGGCAUCUUCCAAGGGAGACCUCUCAAGAAAGGAACUUUAAUAUUUUUGACUUGGCUGGAUGCAUCUAAAAUGCUUGUUUGUGUCUCAUCUGGAGGGUUUCCUUCUGAGGCAGAUGCUACAAUUGAGUCAGCAAAUGUCACUUCUGCUCUCUUUGAUGUAUUUUUCGGAGAUGCUCCUGUUUCUCCUUCCUUGAAAUCCUCGGUUGCUGAUCAGCUAGCAAAAAUUCUCCAGUAAACGAUUCCACAUGUUAUUUUCUCCACUUGUCAUUACUUUGAUUCCUUUUUUCUUUAAAGCAUAUUGAUGUUAGCUGCUAUAAAACCUGGUAUUGCAUUUUCUUGGAGGUCUAUAUAGACAACUGUCACUAUAAACUCGAAAAGAAAAUACAUCAACAGGCAUGAAUUUUUUA